Molecule: messenger RNA, 10280 nt
Organism: Neopelma chrysocephalum (saffron-crested tyrant-manakin)
Lineage: Eukaryota; Metazoa; Chordata; Aves; Passeriformes; Pipridae
Gene: FBN3
Product: fibrillin 3
Exons: 59
Coding region: 1-7848 (2615 amino acids)
Molecular function (GO): calcium ion binding
Source: RefSeq, a predicted model, not a curated record
AUGGCGGGGCCCUGGGGGCCCAAUGUCUGCGGCUCCAGGUUCCAUUCCUACUGCUGUCCCGGCUGGAAAACGCUGCCCGGAGGGAACCAGUGCAUUGUCCCAAUCUGCAGGAAUUCCUGCGGUGACGGGUUUUGUUCGCGGCCGAACAUGUGCACGUGCUCCAAUGGACAACUCUCUCCCAACUGUGGCUCAGCUGGAGUCCAAACGUGCAACGUGAGGUGCAUGAACGGGGGGAGCUGCUCCGAGGAGUCGUGUCUGUGCCAGAAGGGAUACACCGGCACCUACUGCGGGCAGCCUGUCUGUGAGAACGGCUGCCAGAACGGCGGGAGGUGCAUCGGGCCCAACCGCUGCGCCUGCGUCUACGGCUUCACCGGCCCCCAGUGUGAGAGAGAUUAUCGGACCGGGCCCUGCUUCAGCCAAGUGAACAACCAGAUGUGCCAGGGCCAGCUCAGUGGCAUCGUCUGCACCAAGACCAUGUGUUGUGCCACCAUCGGGCGGGCCUGGGGACACCCCUGUGAGAUGUGUCCUGCCCAGCCCCAUCCCUGCCGCCGGGGAUUCAUCCCAAAUAUCCGCACUGGAGCCUGCCAAGAUGUGGACGAGUGCCAAGCCAUCCCUGGCCUCUGCCAAGGUGGGAAUUGCAUCAACACCGUGGGUUCCUACGAGUGCAAGUGCCCUGCAGGACACAAGCAGAGCGAGACCAGCCACAGGUGUGAAGACGUGGACGAGUGCGGGGCCAUCUCGGGCGCGUGCGACGGCGGCGAGUGCACCAACACCGCGGGCAGCUACGUGUGCACCUGCCCCCGGGGCUUCAUGACCAGCCCCGACGGAUCCCGCUGCAUUGACCAGCGCAUCGGGACGUGUUUCUCGGCGCUCAUCGGGGGCCGCUGUGCCGGGGACCUGCCGGGCCAGUACACCAGGAUGCAGUGCUGCUGUGACUCAGGGCGCUGCUGGGCCAUCGGCCAGACCCCCGAGAUGUGCCCUGUGAGGGGCUCUGACGAGUACCGCAGGCUCUGCAUCGAGGGACUCCCGGUCGUGCCAGGCUUCCCUGGGAACUUUCCAGGGAUCCCUGGAUUCGGGCCCAACGGCGUCGGGCCGGGACUCAACGGGCCCGGAGGCAUCGGCCCAAACGGGGCGAACGGACAAGGCGGGAUCCCGGGGCUGCCUGGAAUGGGAACUGCCACAUUGAACCAGACCAUUGACAUCUGCAAGCACUUCACCAACCUGUGCCUGAACGGGCGCUGCAUCCCCACCCCGUCCAGCUACCGCUGCGAGUGCAACAUGGGCUACAAGCAGGACGUGCGGGGGGAGUGCAUUGAUGUGGACGAGUGCUCCAGCAGCCCCUGCGUGCACGGCGACUGCGUCAACACCCCGGGCUCCUACCACUGCAAGUGCCACGAGGGCUUCCAGAGCACCCCCACCAAGCAGGCCUGCAUUGAUAUCGACGAGUGCAUCAUGAACGGGGUGAUGUGCAGGAACGGCCGCUGCGUCAACACCGACGGCAGCUUCCAGUGCAUCUGCAACGCCGGCUUUGAGAUCACCCCUGACGGCAAGAACUGUGUUGACCACGACGAGUGUGCCACCACCAACAUGUGCCUCAACGGGAUGUGCAUCAACGAGGACGGAAGCUUCAAGUGCAUCUGCAAGCCCGGAUUUGUUCUGGCUCCCAACGGGCGCUACUGUGUCGACAUCGACGAGUGCGAGACCCCCGGGAUCUGCAUGAACGGCUGGUGCAUCAACACCGAGGGCUCGUUCCGCUGCGAGUGCCUGGGGGGUCUGGCCAUCGGCGUGGACGGCCGGGUCUGCGUGGACACCCACAUGCGCAGCACCUGCUACGGGGGCAUCAAAAAGGGCACCUGCGCCCGCCCCUUCCCCGGCGCCGUCACCAAGUCCGAGUGUUGCUGUGCCAACCCGGACCACGGCUUCGGAGAGCCCUGCCAGCCCUGCCCGGCCAAGAACUCGGCGGAAUUCCAGGCUCUCUGCAGCAGCGGCAUCGGGAUAACGGCUGAUGGCAGAGACAUCAACGAGUGUGCCCUCAACCCGGACAUCUGCCCCAAUGGCAUGUGUGAGAACCUGCGGGGCAGCUACCGCUGCAUCUGCAACCUGGGCUACGAGUCCGACCCCACGGGCAAGAACUGCGUGGAUGUUGAUGAGUGCACUGUCAACCGCCUGCUGUGCGACAACGGGCUGUGCAGGAACACCCCCGGCAGCUACACCUGCACCUGCCCCAAGGGCUUCGUCUUCAGGACAGAGACGGACACCUGUGAAGACAUCAAUGAGUGCACGUCCAACCCGUGUGUGAACGGCGUGUGCCGGAACAACGCCGGCUCCUUCGCCUGCGAGUGCUCCCCUGGCAGCAAACUGGACCCCACUGGCACCAUCUGUGUGGACAGCAUGAAAGGGACCUGCUGGCUCAACAUCCAGGACGGGCGCUGCGAGGUGAACAUCAACGGGGCCACGCUCAAGUCGGAGUGUUGUGCCACCCUGGGGGCAGCCUGGGGCAGCCCCUGCGAGCGCUGCGAGAUCGACACCGCCUGUCCCCGGGGAUACGCCCGGAUGAAGGGGGUCACCUGUGAAGAUGUGAACGAGUGUGAGGUGUUCCCCGGCGUCUGCCCCAACGGGCGCUGCGUCAACUCCGCCGGCUCCUUCCGCUGCGAGUGCCCCGAGGGGCUCACCCUGGAUGGCACUGCCAGGACCUGUGUGGACGUGCGGGUGGAGCAGUGCUACAUGCGCUGGGACGAGGACGAGUGCACGGAGCCCCUGCCCGGCAAGUACCGCAUGGACAUGUGCUGCUGCUCCGUGGGCUCGGCCUGGGGCAGCGACUGCGAGGAGUGCCCCAAGCCGGGCACCGGCGAGUUCAAGGCCAUCUGCCCGCGCGGGCCCGGCUUCGCCAACCGCGGGGACGUGCUCUCGGGGAGGCCCUUCUACAAAGACGUGAACGAGUGCAAGGUCUUCUCCGGGCUCUGCACUCACGGCACGUGCCGGAACACCAUCGGCAGCUUCCGGUGCAUCUGCGGCAACGGCUUCGCUUUGGACGCCGAGGAGAGGAACUGCACGGACAUCGAUGAGUGCCGCAUCUCCCCGGACCUGUGCGGCCACGGCACGUGCAUCAACACCCCGGGCAGCUUCGAGUGCGAGUGCUUCGAGGGCUACGAGAGCGGCUUCAUGAUGAUGAAGAACUGCAUGGAUAUCAACGAGUGCGAGCGGGACCCGCUGCUGUGCCGGGGCGGGAUCUGCAUGAACACCGACGGCAGCUUCGAGUGCAUCUGCCCCCCUGGCCACGAGCUGACAGCUGAGGGCAACACCUGCAUAGAUAUCAACGAGUGCUCCCUCAGUGACAACCUGUGUCGCAACGGGCGCUGCGUGAACGUCAUCGGCACCUACCAGUGCUCGUGCGACUCGGGCUUCCAGGCCACGCUGGACAGGCAGGGCUGUGUUGACAUCGACGAGUGCACCAUCACCAACGGGGGCUGUGACACCCACUGCUCCAACUCGGAGGGCAGCUACGAGUGCAGCUGCAGCGAGGGCUACGCACUCAUGCCGGACAAGAGGUCCUGUGCAGAUAUCGAUGAGUGUGAGGACAAUCCUGACAUCUGUGAUGGUGGGCAGUGCACAAACAUCCCCGGCGAGUACCGGUGCCUCUGCUUCGACGGCUUCAUGGCAUCCCUGGACAUGAAGACCUGCAUUGAUGUGAACGAGUGUGACCUCAACCCCAACAUCUGCCUGCACGGCGAGUGUGAGAACACCAAGGGCUCCUUCAUCUGCCACUGCCAGCUCGGCUACUUCGUCAAGAAGGGAACCACAGGCUGCACAGACAUCGACGAGUGCGAGAUCGGGGCGCACAACUGCGACAUGCACGCCUCCUGCAUCAACGUGCCCGGCAGCUUCAAGUGCAAGUGUCGCACGGGCUGGCUCGGGGACGGGCUCAAGUGCAAUGACCUGGACGAGUGUGCGACCGAAGAGCACAAGUGCAACCUCAACGCCAACUGCGUGAACACGCCCGGCUCCUACCGCUGCGCCUGCCGAGAGGGCUUCAACGGCGACGGCUUCUCCUGCUCAGACGUGGAUGAGUGUGCAGACAACGUGAACCUGUGUGAGAACGGGCAGUGCCUCAAUGCCCCCGGCGGGUACCGCUGCGAGUGCGAGAUGGGCUUCAACCCCACCGAGGACAGCAAGGCCUGCCAGGACAUCGAUGAAUGCACCUUCCAGAACAUCUGUGUCUUUGGCACCUGCCAGAACCUGCCCGGGAUGUUCCGCUGCGCCUGCGACGAUGGAUAUGAGCUGGACAGGAGUGGAGGCAACUGCACAGACAUCAAUGAAUGUGCAGACCCUGUGAACUGCAUCAACGGGCUCUGCGUCAACACCCCCGGCAGCUACUUGUGCAACUGCCCCCAGGACUUCGAGCUGAACCCCACGGGGGUGGGCUGUGUGGACACCCGUGUUGGGAAUUGCUUCCUGGACACCCAGGAUCGAGGAGACGGGGGGAUCUCCUGCAGUGCAGAGAUCGGAGUCGGGGUCACUCGGGCCUCCUGCUGCUGCUCCCUGGGCCGUGCCUGGGGCAACCCCUGUGAGCUGUGCCCUCCAGCCAACACCACCGAGUACAAGACCCUGUGCCCUGGAGGGGAAGGAUUCCGGCCCAACCCCAUCACUGUCAUCCUGGAGGACAUCGACGAGUGCAGCAGUGGGGAGAACCUGUGCCAGCGCAACGCCGACUGCAUCAACAUCCCGGGCAGCUACCGCUGCGAGUGCUCCACGGGGUACAAGCUGUCACCCAGCGGGGCCUGCGUGGGUCGCAACGAGUGCCAGGAGAUCCCCAACGUGUGCAGCCAUGGGGACUGCGUGGACACCGAGGGCAGCUACGUCUGCAUCUGCCACAACGGCUUCAAGGCCACGGGGGAGCAGACCAUGUGCAUGGACAUCGACGAGUGCGACCGCCAGCCCUGCGGGAACGGGACCUGCAAGAACACAGUGGGCUCCUACAACUGCCUCUGCUUCCCUGGCUUUGAGCUCACACACAACAACGACUGCAUGGACAUUGAUGAGUGUUCAUCCCUGGUGGGGCAGGUGUGUCGGAACGGCCAGUGCAUCAACAGCAUCGGCUCCUUCCAGUGCCUGUGCCAGGAGGGGUACGACCGGACCCCCGACGGGAAGAACUGUGUGGACAUCAACGAGUGCGUGAGCCUGCCUGGCACCUGCUCCCCGGGCACCUGCCAGAACCUGGAGGGCUCCUUCCGCUGCAUCUGCCCCCCGGGCUACGAGGUGCAGAACGACAACUGCAUCGAUAUCAACGAGUGCGAAGAGGAGCCCAACAUCUGCCUUUUUGGGACGUGCACCAACACCCCUGGCAGCUUCCAGUGCGUCUGUCCCCCGGGCUUUGUGCUGUCUGACAACGGCCGGCGCUGCUUUGACACUCGCCAGAGCUUCUGCUUCACCCGCUUCGACAACGGGAAGUGCUCCGUGCCCAAGGCCUUCAACACCACCAAGGCUCGGUGCUGCUGCAGCAAGAUGCCAGGGGAGGGCUGGGGAGAUCCCUGCGAGCUGUGCCCUCAGGAAGGGAAUGUUGCCUUCCAGGAGCUGUGUCCGUACGGCCACGGAGCCAUCCCAGGCCCGGGUGACACCCGAGAAGAUGUCAACGAGUGCUCGGAGAACCUGGGGGUCUGCAUCAACGGGGCCUGCAUCAACACCGACGGCUCCUUCCGCUGCGAGUGCCCCUUCGGAUACAACCUGGACUACACGGGGGUCAACUGCGUGGACACCGACGAGUGCUCCAUCGGGAAUCCCUGCGGGAAUGGCACCUGCACCAACGUGGUGGGAGGCUUCGAGUGCGCCUGCGACGAGGGCUUUGAGCCGGGGCCCAUGAUGACCUGUGAAGACAUCAACGAGUGCUCCCUGAACCCCCUGCUCUGCGCCUUCCGCUGCAUCAACACCUUCGGCUCCUACGAGUGCACCUGCCCCUCUGGAUAUGCCCUGCGAGAGGACAGGAGGAUGUGCAGAGAUCUGGACGAGUGUGCGGAGGGGCUGCACGACUGCGAGUCCCAGGGGAUGCUGUGCAAGAACCUCAUCGGCACCUUCAUGUGCAUCUGCCCGCCAGGGAUGCAGCGCAGGCCCGAUGGAGAGGGCUGCACAGAUGAGAACGAGUGUCGGACCAAGCCUGGGAUCUGCCCCAACGGGCGCUGUGUGAACACAGCGGGGAGUUACCGCUGCGACUGCAACGAGGGCUUCGAAGUCAGUCCCUCUGGCACCGAGUGCAUCGACACCCGCCAAGGGUUCUGCUUCACCGAGGUGCUGCAAACCAUGUGCCAGAUGUCCUCCACCAACCGCAACCUGGUCACCAAAUCCGAGUGCUGCUGCAACAGCGGGCGCAGUUGGGGCCCCCAGUGCGAGCUCUGCCCCCUCCCUGGCACUGCCCAGUACAAGAAGAUGUGUCCCCAUGGCCCAGGAUACUCCACUGAUGGCAGAGACAUCGAUGAGUGCAAGGUCCUGCCCAACCUGUGCAGGAACGGGCAGUGCAUCAACAGCAUCGGCUCCUUCCGCUGCCACUGCAGGCUGGGCUACACCGCCGACAUCACGGGCACGGCCUGCGUGGAUCUGGACGAGUGUAACCAGUCCCCCAAGCCCUGCAACUUCAUCUGCAAGAACACAGAAGGCAGCUACCAGUGCUCCUGCCCCCGAGGGUACAUCCUGCAGGAGGAUGGCAAGAUCUGCAAAGACUUGGACGAGUGUUCCACCAAGCAGCACAACUGCCAGUUCCUCUGCGUGAACAUCAUCGGAGGCUUCAACUGCAAGUGCCCCCCUGGCUUCACUCAGCACCACUCGUCCUGCAUUGACAACAACGAGUGCACGGCUCAGCCCUCGCUGUGUGGAGCCAAGGGGCAGUGUCUGAACACCCCGGGCAGCUACAACUGCGAGUGCCAGAAAGGAUUCUCCCUGGACAGCUCUGGGGUCAACUGUGAAGAUGUGGACGAGUGUGACGGGAACCACCGGUGCCAGCACGGCUGCCAGAACGUGCUGGGGGGGUACAGGUGUGGCUGCCCCCAGGGCUACGUCCAGCACUACCAGUGGAACCAGUGUGUGGACGAGAACGAGUGUUCCAGCCCCACCGCCUGCGGCUCUGCCUCCUGCUACAACACCCUGGGCAGCUUCAAGUGCGUGUGUCCCUCGGGCUUCGACUUCGACCAAGCCUUCGGGGGCUGCCAGGACGUGGACGAGUGCUCGGCCGGGGGCAGCCCCUGCAGCUACGGCUGCUCCAACACGGACGGGGGGUACCUGUGCGGCUGCCCCGGGGGCUACUUCCGAGCGGGACAAGGACACUGUAUCUCUGGCUUGGGCUUUGGGAAGGGUCCCUACCUGCCUGCCCCCCAGGAAGAGGAUGAGGACAACCUGCUCUCCCCCGAGACCUGCUACGAGUGCAAGAUCAACGGCUACCCCAAGAGGGGCCGGCAGCGCCGCAGCCUCAACGGCACCGAGAGGCACCAGGACCACGCCGUGAACUUGGCCAGCAUGGACGUGGAGGCCCCGCUGUCCAUGACCCUGAACCUGUCGGACCUGGCGCGCAAGGAGCACAUCCUGGAGCUCCUGCCGGCCGUGGAGCCCCUGGAGAACCGGGUGCGGUACCUCAUCUCCCAGGGCAACGAGGAGGGUUAUUUCCGCAUCCACCAGAAGGAAGGGCUCAGCUUCCUCCACCUGGGCCGCAAGAAAAUCCUGCCCGGCACGUACCUGCUGGAGAUCGUCAGCGUGCCCCUGUACCGCAGGCGGGAACUGCAGAAACUCGAGGCCAAGAACCACCUCGACUACUUGGCGGGGGAGCUGGGCCAGGCACUGAGGAUGAAGCUCCAGCUCCAGCUCUACUAAAGAAAAAAAAAAAACAAACCCCCCGCGGGAUCCAUCCACCCACCCACCCACCCGACAGUCACGGCCCUUCUCCUCUCGCCAGCCACGCCUUGGGAACAAACGGGCUCCUCUCUCUCGCGCCGCCGCCCCCCUCCUGCCACCGCCUGCACGGGACAACCCCCGGGACAACCCCCUGGGAAACGGCCCCCUGGGAAGUGUCCUUCUGGGAUCAGCACCUGGGAUGCUCUGCUCCGCCAGCCAAAGCCGGGGCCACGCCGCACCGAGAGCUCCCGGGAGCUUUGCCGAGGGUUCCAGACCUCGCCAAAGGUUCCCUCAUCAGCAGGGACUCCCUGCCCCUGCUCAGCUCCCUCCUCCCGGCUCCUGGAACCAAGACACUGUCCAAGCUGGCAGGGUGGUGCCAUGGGGUGCCUCCAUGGUCACAUCCCACCCCACAGCCCGGGAAAUGUGAGGGGGGGCUGGGGGAAGCUCGGGAAGGAGCUUUGGCAGGGCCUGGUGUCAGUGCCUUUCCCAACAGCUCUUGGUCCUCCUUUGCUUCUGCGUUGUCGUGAUGGUGCUGCAGAAACCAUCCCAUCCCUGCCCUGGCUGUGCUCUGUCUCUCGCUGUCUUCUCCAUGUUCUCUGGGCCCUUUGGUGCUCCUCUGGUGCUUUUGGGGCUCCUCUGGUGCUUUUGGGGCUCCUCUGGUCCCUUUGGGGCUUCUCUGGUCCUUUGGGACUCCUCUGGUGCUUUUGGGGCUUCUCUGGUCCUUUGGGGCUCCUCCGGUGCUUUUGGGGCUCCUCUGGUCCCUUUAGGGCUCCUCUGGUCCCUUUGAGGCUCCUCUGGUGCUUUUGAGGCUCCUCUGGUGCUUUUGGGGCUCCUCUGGUCCCUUUAGGGCUCCUCUGGUCCCUUUAGGGCUCCUCUGGUGCUUUUGGGGCUCCUCUGGUCCCUUUGGGGCUCCUCUGGUGCUUUUGAGGCUCCUCUGGUGCUUUUGAGGCUCCUCUGGUGCUUUUGGGGCUCCUCUGGUCCCUUUAGGGCUCCUCUGGUCCCUUUAGGGCUUCUCUGGUCCCUUUGGGGCUCCUCUGGUGCUUUUGAGGCUCCUCUGGUCCCUUUAGGGCUCCUCUGGUGCUUUUGGGGCUCCUCUGGUCCUUGGGGACUCCUCUGGUGCUUUUGAGGCUCCUCUGGUCCUUUAGGGCUCCUCUGGUGCUUUUGGGGCUCCUCUGGUGCUUUUGGGGCUCCUCUGUCAAGCAGUAAAGGUCCCCUCUGAACAAAAGGCCAGUUGAGGUUGCCCCCCUCACAUCCCAGAGCAGCCAGGCCGUGGGACCACAGGCUCCUGUUGGGACACCUCAGGCCUUCCCACCAGGAUACUCUUAACAAGUGUGGAGCUGGAAGGGCUUUCCCAGAGCUCCAGCAAGUCCAGGGGUUCAGGUGUCCUCCCGAGGAGGAGCUCUGGGGAAAGGCAGGUGGAUUGAGGUGCCUGGUUGGGUGUGGUUGGACAAAGCUGGUGGGAAGCACCUCGUGAUCCCGGUGGAGAGCACCGGGAUGCUUCCCCUGCCAGAGGGAUGGAGGGCUUAGAUGCACAUCCCACGCUGCAAGGGGCACAUCCCUGGCCAGCAGCCAUGAAAAUCCUGGGAAAAGCAAGAUGGGGACGGGGUGGGAGGCAGGAACAGCCACUUCCAAAAGAACCCUUGGCUCGGAGCCGCUCUGUCCGUGCGACUCCAGCGCUUGUGGCCACAUCCCCCUGGUCAGGAGUUGUCCCCUCUGGUUGUCCCCUCCAUCAAGGUGGCCCCAGAGAUGGACAGUCUCUGGUUCCUGCAGAUGGGAUGUGCUCCAGAGGGUGUGGAAAACAAGAAUCAGGAGGCAGGAGGUCUCCCUGCUUCCCCCCCCUGUAAUUCCAGCCGGGCUUUUCCUCCCCCCCUCCCUCCAGGGAGGGAUUUUCAUGGCUUCCUUCCCUGCGCUGCCAUUCCCUAAAUCCUGCAUGAACCUCUCUCUGCAGUUCCAAAUGGAUAAAAGGUGCUAAUUCACACGGAACUACCUUAUCCCAGCCCUGAGGUGCUCCCAGCUCCGGGAAGCCGGUGCUGGAUCGGGAUCACCGGCGUUGCUGCACUGUCCCCACCACCCCUCAUAUUUAUGGAGAACCACCAAAGUCCUGCUCCCUGGGCCUCAUGAGGAGUGAAUAUUCCUGUAGCUUUUGGGGUUUUUUGUUAUUUUUUGGGAAUUGGGUGGGAUUUUCCUGGACCCCAGGGGGUGGGGGAAGUGUGUGUUUACUGUAUUGGGGGCUGAAGUCAAACUUGAAAACUCUUUUGCAGCUCCAGACUCUGGAUUUUACAAGAGUCCCCCCAGAGCUUGUGACAGGAUGGGUGGCCUGAUGUUUGGGAUCGGUUUUUUUUUUUCGUUGUUGUUUUUUUAUUUUAUUUUUUUUUAUUAUUAUUUUGGUUCAUUUCAUUUUGUUUUCCAAC